Gadus macrocephalus (Pacific cod) is the source of this 6333-nucleotide messenger RNA. RefSeq names its product desmoglein-2.1-like. Gene Ontology annotation, biological process: homophilic cell-cell adhesion. The record is from RefSeq and is a predicted model, not a curated record. The coding region runs from base 192 to 5624 and encodes 1810 amino acids. NCBI's taxonomy places the organism in Eukaryota, Metazoa, Chordata, Actinopteri, Gadiformes, Gadidae. The transcript has 15 exons. Gene Ontology annotation, molecular function: calcium ion binding. Gene Ontology annotation, cellular component: plasma membrane; desmosome.
GCCUCUCAAAGGAGGAGGCCAAGGUUUACAUAGGUGUGUCUUAACUUAAGGUGACAUUUAUUUAAGGGUUUAGAUGCCACUCUUUGUGCUAUUGAUCGACCAUCCCCCAGAACACACAAACAGGAUUCUGCAGAGCCGCUGCACCUAAAAGCAGCGGAGAGAAGGACUGGAGUGGUGGAUGUUAAGUUGUUAUGCACAGGACGAUGGCGUGUGGAGUGUUUGGCUUGCUGCUUCUGUUAUUCCUAGCCGUGAUUCUAGGAACUGAUGCCGAGGCAAGUAAAAAAAGAAGGAGGAAGAGGGAGUGGAUCCUUCCUCCUGCUAUGCUUAUGGAAGGAAAGGACUACACUAACAGAGAAUAUAUUGCCAAGAUCCGCUCAGACAUGGACGUAAGAGACAAAGUGGAAUACUCUCUUACUGGAGAAGGAGCUGAUAAGCCACCCUAUAACCGGUUCACUGUAGACGCAGCCACCGGCUUUGUACGCAUCCAUGAUAUCUUGGACCGAGAGGAAAGAGCGUGCUACAAUCUUUUAGGAAUAGCCAAGUACAGAAACGGGAGCGAGGCCGAAGAUCACAUCCCACUGAGGGUCAUUGUUGGGGAUGUGAACGACAAUGAGCCAACUAUAAGGUUGCAUGAAGGCAACACCACAGAAUCCAGUGAAAAAGGAACAUUUAUCAUGCAAGUGGAAGGUGAAGAUGCUGACGAAGAGGGAACUGUUAAUGCUAAAAUGGCCUAUGCAAUAAUAAACCAAGAACCCAAAGGCCAUGGGGAUAUGUUCACUAUAGACAGGCAUACAGGCAAAUUAUACGUCAAAGAGCCUACUUUGGACAGAGAGACGAUUGACUUCUAUACACUCACUAUAGAGGCAACUGAUAUGGGUGGGGCUAAAGAUGGGAAUAAAGGGACAGGAGCCGUAAAGAUCAAGGUGUUGGACAUCAAUGACAAUGUGCCCGAAUUGGAGCAAGAGGAGUAUGAUGGUACAGUGGACGAGAAUGUUGCUGAUGUUGUUGUGAUGAGAAUCAAAGCCAUAGAUAAAGAUUUGGAGCACACAGGCAACUGGCUGGCGGUAUUUGAUAUCAUCCAGGGAAACGAAGAUGGCCUCUUCUCAAUUGAAACAGAUAACAAAACGAACGAGGGUAUCCUUAAACUGAUAAAGGCUGUGGACUUUGAAGAACUCCAGAAGCUGGAGCUGGGAUUGAAUAUUUCGAAUGUGAACCCUUUCAUCAGUGGCAUUCAUGCCGUAUCUAUGGAGGUGCCAGUUGAGAUUGGGGCUGGCGGACCAGUUGCUGCUGGUGCUGGGGCUGGUGCUGGGGCUGGUGCUGGGGCUGGUGCUGGGGCUGGUGCUGGUGCUGGGGCCGGGGCCGGGGCCGGGGCCGGGGCCGGGGCCGGGGCUGGGGCUGGAGUGAGUUUGGGUGCAGAUUUAGAUUUGGGUGUGGAUAUAGGACUAGAUAUUGGACUGGAUGCAGGGCUAGAUGCUGGAUUAGGGCUCAAACCUGAUUUGGGACUUGGACUGGGACCAGGACCAGGGCUUGGACUAGGACUAGGACCAGGACCAGGACCAGGGCUUGGAGUUGGGAUAGGGCUCAAACCUGGGGGAAAACCUAGGCCCAAAAAGAAAAAACCAAAGAGCUAUCCAGUUAAGAUCUCCGUCAACAAUAUGCCUGAGACCCCCGUUUUCAAACCCAGCACAAAGCUAGUUCCUGUGUCAGAGGACCCCAAUUUGAUGACAGAGGACGGAGUGAUUGUAGCAUACCCUGCCACUGAUCCAGACACAGGGAAAAAUGCUGAAAAUGUCAGAUAUGCCAAAAUCUAUGAUCCAGACAAUUGGGUGUCAAUUGAUGGAGAAACUGCUGAGAUCAGACUCAACAAAGUCCCAGACAGAGAGUCAAAGUUUAUAGUCAAUGGAAGCUACGUUGCCAAGAUACUCUGCAUGACCCAAGACAACCCAUCUAAGACAUCAACCGGAACGAUAGCUAUUCAUGUGUUCGAUUCAAAUGACCACUGCCCUACGCUGACAACCAGAAAAGAUUCUGUGUGCUCUGAUGAAAAGACGGUAUACAUCACCGGCUUUGAUGAGGACGUGAAGCCCAAUGGGGCUCCUCUGAGCUUUAGAAUUGUCCCUGAAGGAACACGUGGCGAUUGGGACAUUGAAAUAAUCAACGAGACCACCGCAGCACUCCACUCCCAUGAGUGGCUUUGGCCCGGGGUCUACAAGCUAGAGGUGGAGGUAGCAGAUGAGCAGGGCCUAUCCUGCCCUGACAAUGAGGAAUUUGAGCUGGAGGUCUGCACCUGUGGACCAUCACAGCAUUGUGUGCCAAAAACAGCAGAAAGAAUUGGCCAGACCACAUCCACACAGCUCUCUGCCCCAGCACUCGGACUACUUCUUUCUGUUAUGUGUCUGCUUCUGUUCAUCCCUUUAUUGCUCCUGUUCUGCCAGUGUGGUGGCGCAAACUAUAUCUUCCCCGAACAAUUUGCCGACCUACCAUUUGACGCAAAAGAGCACCUCAUAUCAUAUCAUACAGAGGGAAAAGGCGAUGACAAGGAGGUUCCCCUUCAAAGUAUCCCAAUCAUGAUGGGGUCACAGAAGACCAAAGGAGCCAUACAGGCAAAAGAAUUCAAUAUGGUCUCCUCAACAAUAACGGCAUCUCAUGAAACAAAUUACAACGAAUCAAGAACUCACAAUGCAAACCAGAGUUUGAUGGACGUGGACAAUGCUUUUGGUACCUCAAGUGAUCCAUUCGACCUUCGAUAUGCCAGUGCAUCAUUCAGCGGACACACAAUGACAAGGUCACAAAUGCAUGCCUCAGACAUGUAUGAGGAAAUAGCCCUUCCUGACAUUUUCCUUGAUGACUACUACUCCCAGAAAGCGCAAUGUGCUCUCCCAAUGAAGGACAGUCUGUUGGUAUUUGACUAUGAGGGCCAGGGAUCCCCUGCCGGGUCUGUGGGCAGUGGCAGCCUUGUGGAAUCUGAUGAUGACCUGCAAUUCCUUGAUGACCUUGGAGCAAAAUUCAAGACCCUUUCUGAAAUCUGCAUUCCUAAAAUGCCCGAGCCACCUGCAUCCAAAGUUGAACAUGUUUUCAAACAAACGGUUAAUCGUACCAUUGAGACACCUAUUGUAAAGCCAAAAAUAGAGCAUGGGAACAAGACCAUCGAUGUAAAAAUGACUACAGUAAACAAAAUCUCCUCCGCCAGUAAUGUUAAUAUUUCCAAAUCAUCAAGGAACACCUUAAAUACUUCCCGGCAGUCCCAAAAGCAAUCACCCUCAAUUAGCACUAGCUCUCAAGUCACCAACGUUAAAAACAUUCAGUCUGCCACCCUUUCCCCUCCCGGUCAGAUGGUUAUGUACCAACAGCAACCUAUAUACUAUGCGACCAUGCCUAUGAUGCAGCCUUUGCAAUACAUUCCUAUGGGCCAACCCCAGCUUCAGAAUAUGCUAUUUGCUGGGUCCGCUACAGGGUCCGUUGGGGCACAGAGUGUAUUUGUAGUCAAUGGAUCUCAGAACCCACUCCCUGGAAUGGUGAUGAAUGAUGUCAAAGGCUCUGCAGGCUCUUCAGUAGUCUCAUCAAGUGCAGUCAGCCCCACAGUGUUUGGACUACCAGGGAGCCCUGGAAGUCCAAGCUGGAAUAUGAUCGCACCAGGGGCUGGUGGGGCCUAUACAUUUGUGGAGGCUAAGAUCAGUUCAAGUGGGGCACAAGGGUUAAGCCCUGUGUCAGCUCAUGGUACUUUACCCAGUGGUGAAUUAGUUGGCCCUACAAUGGUGAUGCAGGGCAAUCCAAACUGGAAUCUAAUGGCACCAGGGGCUGGUGGGGCCUAUACACUUGUAGAGACUAAGCUCAGUUCAAGGGAGGCACAAGGGUUAAGCUCUGUGUCAUCCCAGGGUACUUUACCCAGAGGUGAAUUAGUCAGCCCUACAAUUCUGAUGCAGGGCAGCCCAAGCUUGAAUCUAAUGGCACCAGGGGCUGGUGGGGCCUAUACACUUGUGGAGACUAAGCUCAGUUCAAGUGAGGCACAAGGGUUAAGCCUUGUGUCAGCCCAGGGUACUUUAACCAGAGGUGAAUUUGUCAGCCCUACAACGCUGAUGCAGGGCAGUCCAAGCUUGAAUCUGAUUGCACCAGGUUCAUCUCAAGUGUCAUCUCAGGGUAAUUUGCCAGGAGGUGGCAACUUGGUAAAAGAGGCUGCUCCCCCUCAGUGGGCAUUAAGCAAAGCAGCCAAGGUCGGUGUAAAUGGCAUUCUGCCAGAACAUACCAUUAGUACAGCGGGGCAAGUUAAUGUUAAAAAUAAUGUAGGGGUUGAUUUGGUUGGGAAUACAGGAGAGAUAAUGUUGGAGUCAUGUAGGGAAGUUGUGCCUUGUGCUAAGCAGUCAGGGGAAGGGAAUUUUUGGGCUCGGGAGUUGCAGAUUGCAGAGGCUGAAGUUUGUCCAGCUGACAUUAGCCAUUCAGUACCAGAAACGUUAAUUUCUUCCCAAAAUGAGCUCACUCCCAGGCCAGUGGAUACAGAAGAAUCAGCGCAAACUUUUGAGUCUUCAGAGGAGGAGCCAUGUGAUCAAUUAACAAUUAUACAAAGUCCAAUUACCGAAGAAGCGUUGAUGGGGAUCCCCAAAGAAGAACCAGAGCUCUUAUUACCCUCUCCGAGUCUCUCAGAAGAUGCACCGAUUGUUGCAGAAGUGUCCCCAAUAGAAGGUUCCUCGGAUUUGGCUGAUAUGGCAGAUAGCACAUUAUUGCUUACUCCAGAAGAUGAAUUAGGUUUGCCUGUAAAGUACCAAGAAAUAUUGCAGUAUCAAGAAGCUGAUGAACAUGUAGUAACUAGUGAAGCUAAUGAGCUUAUACUUGAGAAAGUGCAGAGUAAACCUUGCAUCCCUCCAAAUUCAAAUGAUUCCACAGCCUUUAGAUGUGCCAUUGAAUGUGCAGAUGAUGAAUCAGAAGGAUUUGAGAAUGACCCGAAGAGCAGACAAAUUGUUGAGAAUAUUAACGAAAUCCAAGCUUCAGCUACAGAUGAGGGGGUAAACAUUGAAGACAAAGCAAUCAUUGCGCCUCCCUUAAACCAGAUAGACACAGAUACCGAAAAGGAUUCACAGGAGGCUAGCGACAGUGAGGAGAAAGCAAUGCCUGAAUUGCAGUUGGAUCAACGUUUAGAAGACAAUAUGUGCAAAGGUCAUGCAAUAGAGUAUUUUGAUGAGGUAAAUGCAAAGGCAACAUCACUGCAAAAUCGGACUCAGUUGAAUACUGUCUCAGAUGAUCAAAGAGAAGAUUGUGAGAGUGAUUGCAUGUUAGAAUCAGCUCAAUUAAUAGCUGAUGAAAGCAUUGAGGAAGAAGUGAAGGGAUCCCUCAAUGACAUGACAAUGUUAGAACAAUAUCAGCACACUGUGGACAUUACUGGUAGUUGCUCAGAGAAGACUAGUUUAGAGUUGAAUAUAGCACAAAAUGUGGCAAUGAAACCCGACAUGCACUUAUCAAUUGAUGAGGUGAAAGAAGGCAGUCUGACAUCGAAGCUUGACUCCCCAGUUCCCCAAACAUGCUCAGAUAUCAUAGAGAAUGACACUAAAAUUAAUGUUCCGGUAGAAGAGUACAACAUGCUGGCAGAAAAACUUGAUAGUGAUGCCGUUGAAUACCAGGAAUUACCAAAAUAAUUAUCUCAAUCACCAGGUUGUCAGGCAUUGAUGAAUUUGAAUCAGGUAGGAGGUGAGGACGUCAGAUGUUUGGAAGAUGAAGCAGAAAGAGGUGAACCCAAUCAUGGUUUGGUAUCUGCAAAUUAUUCUGAGGGACAAGAGAUAAUUUGCGAAAUAAUCCAAAGGCCAGCUAUAGUUGACACAUUGCUGACAUUUCGAAAGAUUGCCAACAGACACGAGGACAGAUUUAGACUUUGACUUAGUUGAUUAGCUUUAAGGAUGGACAAAAUGUAUAAUCAACUAUUUAGUACUUUCCCUUUCUCUUGCAAUAUACAAGGCAAUUACAAUGUGGAGUUGGAGAAGGUGGUGUGGGUGUAUUGACUUUAUUCUGCAUUCAUAUAAUCAAUUAUUUGCUGGUCAAGUGUGAAGUGUAUUGAGUGCCAGAGCAUAUUUUUUUUCAGUAAUUUCAAAUUUAUUCAGAUGUACUUUAAGGGAUUUUUUCCAUCUUUGUUUUUGUAUAUCAUUUGGUAAACAUAUGUGUGCUUGAUGUUUCUUUUGUGAAGAAUUUUAACUUUGUUUUGAAACAAGUGCUUUUAAUAAAACAUAACUUUGUCACACCUCUGUGCAAAUCUUUACUGCAUCGAGAUUCUGGUUAUUAUGCAUUUAACUAUUUGUGUUCUCGUCAGUGCAAAAUUUAUUAAAGACUAAACGACUCAAAGUAAAUCACAAA